This is a messenger RNA of Hemibagrus wyckioides, 5628 nucleotides long. RefSeq names its product NK2 homeobox 1 (gene nkx2-1). Gene Ontology annotation, molecular function: RNA polymerase II cis-regulatory region sequence-specific DNA binding; DNA-binding transcription factor activity, RNA polymerase II-specific. The record is from RefSeq and is a predicted model, not a curated record. Gene Ontology annotation, biological process: cell differentiation; regulation of transcription by RNA polymerase II. Lineage: Eukaryota; Metazoa; Chordata; Actinopteri; Siluriformes; Bagridae. The transcript is spliced from 2 exons. Gene Ontology annotation, cellular component: nucleus. Bases 965 to 1996 code for a protein of 343 amino acids.
GAGAGAGGGAGAGAGACUGAAUUAAUCGCGUAACUAAGUUGACAGCUGGGUAGGCUACCUACUUGAGCGCCGUUAACUUUACCUGAGAGGCUCUCCUCCUCCUCCCGAGUACUGUUGUUUAGGACUGGCUGUCUGUGACAAGUGGAUGAGAAUUUAAACGGCACACUGCUCACAUCCAAUAACACCAGACAGAAAAGAAGUUAAUCAUUCACGCAGCCUCUUACUCGGCGCAUAUGUAUUUAUUUAUUUAUCAGUCGCUGUUCCUUCCUUGUUGCAAGGGCACUUUUGCAAGUAUAACCACGAUGGGUCAUAAUGUAAACACGUCUGCAAUCACUAGAGGCCUCUUGUGGCCAUUAAAAGUCAGGAGUUCAACUCGAGUUUUUUUAGGGACUGAGUGGUUCUCGAAGAUUCAAGUCCUCGUACGCGCUCUCAUUAAGUGGCCCUCAUAAACAUCACUCUAAAAUUUCAACGUUUCAUCCAUAUCUUUGUGUGAGUAAAAGCACUAUUAUAAUAUGAACGUGCAUUUCAUGCACAAUGUAUUUUACCCAUAGAUGCAGUUAGAUACGUAAGAUUUUAAACGUUGUGUGGCUCUGUUUAUUUGAAACGAAGCAGCUUACGGCCAUGCAAUAUGAAUUAUGUGCUGGUGUACAGAUGACAGCGUUGAUUUGUAUUGUUGCCUUAGCUGCUGAUGCCCCGCCUCUGACGGUAGCCUUAAACCUGGCACCCAGCUAAAACAAACGAAAGUCAGUCUCGAGCUCCCACUCAAGCCAAUUAAGGCGGACUUCACGCGCCCUCUUACGUGUCUAUCUCGCUGUGUCGACGCUGAAGCAACAGGAACAGAGGAGCUGGCCAAAAAAAGAGAAGAAGAAGAAGAAGAAGAAGAAGAAGAAGAAGAAGAAGAAGAAGAAGAAGAAGAAGAAGGAGGACAGGUUCCUUUGCCUUCUGAUUUCUCCAACACAGAACAAUGUCGAUGAGUCCUAAGCAUACGACUCCUUUUUCUGUGUCCGAUAUCUUAAGUCCUCUUGAGGAGAGCUACAAAAAAGUAAGUAUGGAGGGGAACAGUUUGGGGGCUCCUCUUGCCUCGUACCGGCAACCGCAGGUCACACAGGCUGCGAUGCAACAGCAUCACAUGGGCCACAACGGAGCCGCUGUGCCCGCUGCCUACCACAUGACAGCCACAGGAGUGCCACAGCUGUCCCACACGGCUAUGGGAGGCUACUGCAACGGUAAUCUGGGCAACAUGAGCGACCUGCCGGCUUAUCAGGACGGCAUGAGGGGGAGCACGACAGCCACAAGCUGGUACGGAGCAAACCCUGACCCGCGUUUUUCUACAAUCUCUCGAUUCAUGGGCUCCUCUUCCGGCAUGAACAUGAGCAGCCUUGGCUCAUUGGCAGAUGUGGGUAAAGGCAUGGGAUCCCUGAGCAGCGCGCCGAGGAGAAAGAGACGCGUGCUCUUCUCGCAGGCGCAGGUCUACGAGCUCGAGCGCCGCUUCAAGCAGCAGAAGUACCUCUCGGCUCCGGAAAGGGAGCACCUAGCCAGCAUGAUCCACUUGACCCCGACCCAGGUGAAAAUCUGGUUCCAGAAUCACCGCUACAAAAUGAAAAGGCAGGCCAAAGACAAAGUGUCUCAGCAGCAGAUGCAGCAAGAGAGCGGUUCUUGCCAGCAGCAACAACAAUCUCCGCGGCGGGUAGCUGUGCCCGUGCUGGUGAAAGACGGCAAGCCGUGCCAAGGCGGCGGCCACACUCCUACUAGCGCGGCACAAAACCAUCAUCACCAAGGCGCUAAUGUCAUGCUCAUGACUAACAAUGGCGCAAUGGGCCAGCACCCGAGUCAGCAGGUAGGCAGCGCGGGUCAGUCUCCAGAUUUGGGCCAGCACGGUACCAGUCCCUCUUCUCUCCAGACUCAGGUGACCGGUCUAUCACACCUGAACUCCUCUGGGGCUGACUACGGCACGGCCUUGCCCUGUUCCGCUCUGCUGUAUGGCAGGACGUGGUGACGACCGCGGACGGAUAGACAAUAUCUGUAGGCUAUUUGACCUCAACGACUGCUUGGCCGAGUCAACAGCAACACAAAAAAAUGAAAUACUCUGUAAUCGUUUUGAACAGCCCGGCUUGUUGUUACUUUUUGUCCUCCUCCGUCCGCUCAAAAUCCAGACUGGAAAGGUGGCGGGGGGAAAUGUUGAUCAAUGCAGAAUGAGAAAAAUAGCCUUUUCCCAGUCUUUUAUUAUGAGGAUGUGCGUCCAAAGAUGGCGAAGAAGAUGGAAUUAUUUAUAUAGCUUUUAAGCGGAGACAAUAUAUAAAAAUCACAUCAUCCAGACGGAUGAAAUAAAAAGCCUCAUUUGGCACUUUAAGACGCCGUCUCACAUUUUGACUGCUACAGUACAUUCCUGAUUCUUAUAGAUUGCAAUGUAAGCCGUAGCUUGUACAUUCCUGUAAACGGUUUGGAUUUAAUACAUAGUUUUUAGCGAUAUGUAUAUGUAUAAAAUUUUUUAUCGAUAUUGAGGGUUAUAUGUUAUUUGAGUUCCAUUGGUAUUUGUACGGUUCAUUUCCUUGUAACUUAUAGAUAUUUGACUUAAGCGCAGUCAUACAAUCAUAUUAAUAAAUUAUGAAAAAUGAUACACUUUUUUAUUAGAAUUGGUUGCAAAAAUUAAUACGGUGCCAUCUAACCAAAUUAAAUUUACUUAUUUUUUUUCCCUAAAUUUUUGAUAAAGUUUGUGAAAACUUUUAAUUACACCUAAAUGUAUCAAUGAGAAUAAAAAUAGCUUAUGCUUUCUGCAGCAGCGAUUUGUUUUGUAAUACUCAGGAUUGUGAAGACAAGAACAAAUUUACUGCACUGAUUCGUAUUAAUCUAUAUUUCCAAAUUAGAUCUGAUUUUUUUUUUUUUUAUCUUGAAGUAGAUUUGAUCUGAUAAAAUUUACCGACUCGCGUGAACAUGAAGCAGCCGUGACAAGGUAUAUUUUAGUGUAAUUUACACCACGUGUCGAUUGUAACAGCUUAGAGCCUUCCUCGCAAAAACAAGUAUACAACAUGUAAUCACCUUGAUAUUUAAACAGGUUUGGGGAGAGACAAAGUACAACUUGAAGGAGGCCUAAUAUAAGCUCCUGAUUGACUCAUGGUACAAUUUUAGCAUGUUUUUACUCUACAGUCGGCAGUAAUCACAAUUAACCUUCUUCGAAGGAAAAUAAAUUAUGGCUUAUUCUCGAUAUUGAAUGCAGCCUUCGUAGCUCACAAAACACCCAAUUUCAUAUACGUUAACCUGGAUAUUUAAAACCCCCAGAAAUGUAGUUUGUUGUUUGUAAAGUAAACCAAAAGCUAGGCCUUUGUAAAGUCGGCGCCUUUUUUGAGGUUUCUUUUUGGCGGGUGUGUGAGUCAGUGAAGGUGAUGUGUGCGCACAUCAAACAAACGCUCCCGAAAGCAAGCUUAUCAAUCAGAUCCCUGACCAAACAAACCAGAGUUCACCCAAAGAACCGUGCCACACAAUGGACAGUGAAUUAUCAGAAUAGCCUCUGUCUACGAUGCGUGUGUGAAUCCAAUGCACCGAUUGUUUAGGUAAUGAUAAAGUUUAAAAACAUCAUCAGGGACCAGAGGGUGGUUGUUAAAUGGAGGACCAAAAGAAGUAAAAAGUCUUCCUGUGUACUUUUAUGUUUUAAGGAAUAACUGAAAAGAGUUAAUUAAAACUAUUGGAAACUUAGCCUACUCGUGUGUCCAGUGAACCACAGAAAACAGCUUAGCGAGUCCAGCCCGUAUUGUGCACCACCGACAUUUCAUGUGGUAGUAAAAAAAUUCUAAAGACAGGUGCCUUUGACAGGAACAUCUGAUAAUGCAAGCAGAGUUGCUUACUCUGUCUUGCACACCGAAUGCCCCAUCGUUAAGGACACUUGUUCUAUUUGAAAAAUUAAUCGAGACAAGAAAGCUGUGCUUAAUCAAAACAUAUUUAAACUUUAGUUAAACUCGCUUUGCCUAACCAUCUAUAGAUCAUUUUUUUUAUUCUUAGUUUUACAGUUACAUUUAAACAGUUAUAAUGUUGUUAAAUGUUGUGUUUUUUAUUGUUUAUGUAAUAGCUUAUUUAGUAUAUGCAAAUGCAUUCUGAUUGUGUUCAAUUCUAGAAGGUCUACAUCUUAAAAAUUUGAUCUGAUUAAAGUAGAUGAUAAAUGCUAAUUCCCUCAAAAGUAUGUGUAUUAGAUGUAACCGAAGUGGUUUACGUGUAGUUUACUUUCUGUGCACUCAUUUUGACUGAAUGGUGGCAGGUGUUUGUUCCACCUGGGUGCUUGUUUGUUUACAGAUUAUUCUUGGUUGCAUAUAAAUUGGUUCUAGUUAAUUCCUCCAGCUGUUUUUUUUACAUAGAUUAACCUACCGUUUUAAUCCUUGUACACAAGUUACUGGUAAGAUACUUCCAGGUUUGAGGAAGAAUAUGUGGUUAACAUAAAUACAGUAAUCAGAUUUACACAGUAAUAUUAUUGAAAUUCCUAAAUUCUAAAUGUGUCUAAAUCUAACUCCACAUAUAAUUGUUUUUAUGUUAUUCUACAUUUAUCAGCAGCCCUCAUGAAGAUUUAUGAUGGACAGAUAUGAUGGUCCAGCUACUUGUGUUGCGGGUCGCACUGUUUAAUGAGCCUCUGAUUGUAAUCGCGCACUUCUUUUGGAUGAUGAGUCGUUAAAUCAGCGACUGUCUUUAUAUCAUCAGUUCAUUGUAAAAGUUUAAGUCUAAAAUUAUUUUGCCAUAGCCAUUCAUUGAGAUACGUUUACUUAAUUAUCGGUAACGUCCACCUGCUAUUGCUUGAGUUACUGUGAGCUACAAAGUGCACUACCAAAAUUAGAGAUUCAUAAUCACCGAUGUUGUACAUUUGUGUAAAUUGCAGUUACAGUGCUUAGAUUAGAAAUUUUUCAUCCGAGUCCACGUGCAUUGACGUUAGCUUCAAGAAGCGUUUAAAUUCGGUAUACGGGUUUAUCCAGUUUAUCUCCUUUGGAGACAGGCAAAGGAAAUUCUCAUAUAUUCCACAGCAUGUCACUGAAAACUGACUGGCGCCCAAUUAAAUUGCUCUCUUGAAUCGAGUAGCUAACCAAAUAAUAUAAAACAUAUUCACUUUGACAGAGAGUUCCUUUUUAAUCUCCGUGCAAAUGCAGUACAUUUCCACAGCAAUCGUGAUGCUACAAGAGAUUCUAUUAAGUUCUGUUAGAGACUUUUUUGUUGAAUCCGCCGUGAAAGACUACAGAUUAAAUUUACAUGUCUGAGGCUUGGUGUGUGGUCUUUGUAGGGAGCUUAUGUGAAGCGUGUGUGCUCUCGUCGCUGUCUUUCAGCACAUACGUUGCACAACCACGGACAGAUAUGGACAGUCCUCACCGUAUUAUGAGCAAAGGUCUCGCUUACUGCCAUCAAUUAGACCCUAAUACCCUAAUCCCAGUGUAAUCAUACAAAGCUAGGGUGUGUUGGGGUCUGCGUCUCUGCCUUACUUACAACGACACAAUUUAGGUCAGCGGAAAUAAGACUUUUGGACCGAUUACUCAUCAUUUUAGCAAUUAGAUUACAAUAUUCUCUGAAGUAAUCAGACCACCUACUUGAGAAUUGCGGCUAAAAGAGUUUUUUAUGGUCAGUAAUGGACAAUGUAUUAAACUGGACAUUUUUGGAUAAUGA